This is a messenger RNA of Penicillium macrosclerotiorum, 1887 nucleotides long. Its product is annotated as WD repeat TAF5 family protein. Gene Ontology annotation, cellular component: transcription factor TFIID complex. Lineage: Eukaryota; Fungi; Ascomycota; Eurotiomycetes; Eurotiales; Aspergillaceae. Bases 1 to 1887 code for a protein of 628 amino acids. Gene Ontology annotation, biological process: transcription initiation at RNA polymerase II promoter. The transcript is spliced from 3 exons. The record is from RefSeq and is a predicted model, not a curated record. Gene Ontology annotation, molecular function: protein binding; RNA polymerase II general transcription initiation factor activity.
AUGCCCGCCCUAAAUUCAGACAGGGCUUCGCCGGAGCUCCGUCGUGUUCUGUGGCCGCUUUUUGUCUAUUCAUUCAUGAACAUGGUGACAUCUUUCUACCCCCAAGAUGCGAAGCAAUUUUUCGAAUCCAAUAAGAAUAUCUUUCUUCCAGAACACACAGACGACAUUCGCGUUCUUGAGCCAAUCAGCCUUCCAGAGCAUGUGCAGGCUAACGACACUGCGAAGCUUUACCGCAACAACAAGUACCGGAUCGUUUUGAGCAAUCCCGCCUACACCAACCUCCUGCAGUUUCUUGAAAGUAAAGAAAGAGAAGGAGGCUCUGUCAUGAAUGCCAUAUUGAGCAGCUAUUGUACUAUUAAGACCAUGGAUCGAGCCGCCGAUGAUCGUUUCAGCUUUGCGGCCAUGUUGGGACAAAUUGGAGCCGGCCAGACUUUCCCCGCCGAAGAUGAAGGUAUCCCUGGCCACCACCCAGGCUCAGCUUACACGGGCGACAACCCCGCUAUGGCAGGAACUCUUCCAAGGCUCAAGCUUGGCAAGCUACCGAUGGAACAGGACUUGGAAGACGAUGUGCGUGCCGAGCUCGCGGAUGAGGAUGCAAAGGACCCUCCAGGCCCAGGCCGUAAUACACUCGUCCAGGAGUUUGAGCAAAUGAUCAAGAAAGAAGAGGAUGACGAGGCACCUACCCGUGCUGAUAUCCCUUUCCCUCCAUCCACGGCUCGCGAUGUAGCCAUUGAGAUUAUGAAGGUCAAGGAGAACAGGGACCGUUAUAAGAUCGAAGGUCGCACCGGUGGAGUUGGUCCUGGAGUCAGCGUGUGCAUGUUUACUUUCCAUAAUACCUUCGAUGGGAUCAAUUGUCUUGAUUUCUCAGACGACAAUAUGCUUGUGGCUGCUGGCUUUGCUCAAUCCUACAUUCGCGUAUGGAGCUUGGACGGUAAGAACAUCGAGGCGGCUUAUCCGGAUCUCGACGAUAUGGCACCGGCCAACUCCCGACGCCUCAUCGGACACGCAGGGCCCGUCUAUGCUGUCGCAUUCCCGCCCUCUGCCUCUAAGGCCGAGAAUAUUGUCGGUGAUGACUAUGUCCCAACCAAUGCUCGCUUCCUUCUUUCAUCCUCUGCGGAUAAAACUAUCCGCUUGUGGUCCCUUGAUACCUGGCAAUGUCUGGUCGUCUAUAAGGGUCAUGAUCGCCCCGUAUGGGAUCUGCGCUGGGGACCCUUUGGUCAUUACUUCGUAUCUGGAGGAUCUGAUCGUACUGCCCGACUCUGGGUUACUGACCAUAUCCGCCAGCAACGCAUUUUCGCUGGCCAUGACCAGGAUGUGGACUGUGUUUGCUUCCACCCGAAUUCCGCGUAUGUCUUCACUGCGAGUUCCGAUAAGACCGUCCGCAUGUGGGCGGUGACUACUGGAAAUGCCGUGCGAAUGUUCACUGGACACACUGGUAAUAUCACCGCCAUGGAAUGCAGUCGUGAUGGCAAGCUCUUGGCAUCUGCCGACGAUGCUGGUUCCAUUUUCUUGUGGGAUCUUGCCCCGGGUCGGCUGCUGAAGCGCAUGCGAGGCCAUGGAAAAGGUGGCAUCUGGUCUCUUAGCUGGAGUGUUGAGUCGACUGUCCUUGUAUCCGGCGGAGCUGACGGGACCGUGCGCAUCUGGGAUGUCGCGGGUCCUCAAGAUGGAAGCCAGGGCCGCGUGAUUGGUGAAGGGGGUGCUGGUACUAAGCUUGACUCGGGAAAUCCCCCUGCGAGCACCGCAGGCCAAAGCAAGAAAAAGAAGGGCAAGGAUGUUGUUGUCACCCCUGACCAGAUCAGUGCUUUCCCAACCAAGAAAAGCCCUGUUUACAAGGUCAAAUUCACUAAUAUGAACCUGGUUGUCGCUGGAGGUGCCUAUCUUCCUUGA